CCAGAGAAUCGCGCGGGGUGCCAUGUCCACCGUCCUCUUCGAUUAUGCCGUCAUGCGAACAUGCACCUGAAGGCAUCACAUUCGACCUAGACGACACCCUAUGGUGCGGCAAGGAGACCCUGCAGAAGGCCACCCACGCCUUCCACGACCACCUGGAGCGUUCGUAUCCUCUGAUCACUCAAUCACUGUUUCAAUCGACAUGGACCAACGUGCUGUCUUCGACUGACCUGCGAGACUUUACUGCACUGCGGCAGGCCACUUUGAAGCAGUGCGCCGAAAGCGUCAACUACAACGCAGACGACGUUGUAUCGACGUCCAUGCGCGCGUUCUUGGCCGCGCGGAGCUCGCCGACGUUGUUUGACGGCGUCGAAGCCCUCCUCCAACGUCUGCAGGCACGACAGCUCCGACUUGGCGUGGUGACAAACGGCAAUUGUCAGCUUGAGUACCUCCCAUGUGUCCUUCAAUCAGCUUUUCAACGUGCCUGGGUGGCCCCUGAUUCUGUCCACGGACACAGCAAACCACAUCGCGGUAUACUUGAAUGGCGACGUACUUUGCUAAGUGUGAACUGUAGCCUUAUUCGACAAAGCGCUGUCAUUGCUCGAGCUUGAUGCGUCCAAGGUGGUGCACAUAGGCGACGACUACGUGUGCGACAUCACUGGCGCGAAAAGUGUAAGUUGAACCUUGGAGUUGCUCAGGAAAGUUCGUGUGCGGUGUAGGUUGGCAUGCGCACUAUUUGGGUCACUUCAGAACGAGAAGUAGAUGUAUCCGCGUACCCCAGUGCGGAUGCUAUCGCCAACAACAUUGUUGACAUUUCCAACGUGCUGCAGUCGUGGUUGAACGACGAACUUUAAAUAGUGUGGAUAUAUAUGAUGCCAGCGAGAGUUUUGGUUCCUAUUGUAGCGAAAUCCACAAUCCAUACCGAUGAAUGUCAAAAGUACUAGUAUUAGUUAUGUCCAAAUAUUGUAUUCCAUGGC
Messenger RNA from Aphanomyces astaci, 974 nucleotides. RefSeq lists its product as hypothetical. Lineage: Eukaryota; Oomycota; Saprolegniomycetes; Saprolegniales; Verrucalvaceae. The transcript has 3 exons. The coding region runs from base 45 to 608 and encodes 187 amino acids. The record is from RefSeq and is a predicted model, not a curated record.